GUGGUCCAGAGGCCCCGAGGAGACUUCUCCACCCAGGUGAACUCCUCGUCCCUCAACUCCCCGACGGGCCGAGGCUCCAUGGCCGCCCCCUCGCUGCACCCCUCCCUGGGCCCGGGCAUCGGUUCCUCUCUCGGCUCCCCGGGACAGCUGCACUCACCCAUCAGCACCCUGAGCUCCCCCAUCAACGGCAUGGGCCCGCCCUUCUCGGUCAUCAGCUCCCCCAUGGGCCCCCACUCCAUGUCAGUGCCCACCACACCUGCCCUGGGCUUCGGCACGGGCAGCCCCCAGCUCAGCUCACCCAUGAACCCCGUCAGCAGCAGCGAGGACAUCAAGCCCCCCCUGGGCCUCAAUGGUGUCCUCAAAGUCCCGGCCCACCCCUCAGGGAACAUGGCGUCCUUCACCAAGCACAUCUGUGCCAUCUGUGGGGACCGCUCCUCAGGCAAGCACUACGGGGUCUACAGCUGCGAGGGCUGCAAGGGCUUCUUCAAGCGGACGGUGCGCAAGGACCUGACCUACACCUGCCGGGACAACAAGGACUGCCUGAUCGACAAGCGGCAGCGGAACCGCUGUCAGUACUGCCGCUACCAGAAGUGCCUGGCCAUGGGCAUGAAGCGGGAAGCCGUACAGGAGGAGAGACAGCGGGGCAAGGACAGGAACGAGAACGAGGUGGAGUCCACGAGCAGCGCCAACGAGGACAUGCCGGUGGAGAAGAUUCUGGAGGCGGAGCUGGCUGUCGAGCCCAAGACUGAGACAUAUGUGGACGCAAACAUGGGGCUGAACCCCAACUCGCCCAACGACCCCGUCACCAACAUCUGUCAGGCCGCGGACAAGCAGCUCUUCACGCUGGUCGAGUGGGCCAAGCGGGUCCCGCACUUCUCUGAGCUGCCCUUGGACGACCAGGUCAUCCUGCUGAGGGCAGGCUGGAAUGAGCUGCUCAUCGCCUCCUUCUCCCACCGGUCCAUCGCCGUGAAGGACGGGAUCCUCCUGGCCACGGGGCUGCACGUCCACCGCAACAGCGCCCACAGCGCCGGGGUCGGCGCCAUCUUUGACAGGGUGUUGACGGAGCUCGUGUCCAAGAUGCGGGACAUGCAGAUGGACAAGACGGAGCUGGGCUGCCUGCGCGCCAUCGUCCUCUUCAACCCCGACUCCAAGGGGCUCUCGAACCCGGCAGAGGUGGAGGCACUGCGAGAGAAGGUGUACGCGUCCCUGGAGGCCUACUGCAAGCACAAGUACCCAGAGCAGCCGGGAAGGUUCGCCAAGUUGCUGCUGCGCCUGCCGGCCCUGCGCUCGAUCGGCCUCAAGUGCCUGGAACAUCUCUUCUUCUUCAAACUCAUCGGGGACACGCCCAUCGACACCUUCCUCAUGGAAAUGCUGGAAGCCCCCCACCAAAUGACUUAGGCCCGCCGGCCCGUCCUUCGCGCCCGCCUGCCGGCCUGGCUGCUCCCGCCCGGCCGCCCGCUGCUCUUCUCAGCCGAGCCCCGUCCCCUGCCCCUUCCCUGCCCAGCCUCUGCGGACGUGGGGACGCGGCCUGCUAAGCCUCCGUGUUGCCACCUCGCCGUUCCCGGUGCUGCUCGUGCGGGAAGCCGGGCCCCGGCGUUCCUGGGGUAGCGGGGCCAGCUCUCCGGGCCG
Messenger RNA from Lontra canadensis (Northern American river otter), 1629 nucleotides. RefSeq names its product retinoid X receptor alpha (gene RXRA). The record is from RefSeq and is a predicted model, not a curated record. The coding region runs from base 79 to 1398 and encodes 439 amino acids. The transcript is spliced from 10 exons. Lineage: Eukaryota; Metazoa; Chordata; Mammalia; Carnivora; Mustelidae. Gene Ontology annotation, cellular component: RNA polymerase II transcription regulator complex; nucleus. Gene Ontology annotation, biological process: response to retinoic acid; retinoic acid receptor signaling pathway; positive regulation of transcription by RNA polymerase II. Gene Ontology annotation, molecular function: nuclear steroid receptor activity; nuclear receptor activity; retinoic acid-responsive element binding.